AUAUCACCGAUCCUGUUUGAAGCUUCAAUUUUGAUGAUAUCGAUGCCACCUCUAAUAAUUUGACCAUCUCAAUCUUGGACGCGUCCAUUACCACCUCUCGCCUCGGUGGGUACUCACCACAAUGCUACUCUUCUGCCCAGUAUGCAGCAAUCUCCUUACCGUCUCCAAGAUGCCCGUAAACCCACUUUGGCCUGAAGAGUCUGGCAAAAACCGCUUCGAGUGUCGCACAUGUCCGUACAUGUUCAUGAUAACUCAAAGGAUGAUGGAGCGUAAGCCAAUGAAGAGAAAAGAAGUCGAGGAUGUACUUGGUGGGGAAGACGCCUGGGCAAAUGUUGACAAGACCGAUGUCCAAUGCCCAAACGACAAGUGCGGUAAUACGCAGGCUUUCUUCUAUCAAUUGCAGAUUCGCUCUGCGGAUGAGCCGAUGACUUCUUUUUACAAGUGCACAUCUUGUGCUCGUCAAUGGAACGAAUGAGUUUGAUAUAUACACUUUUCCAUCUACUUUUCGCAUAGCAUAGGAGUUGGGAGGGCUUUCUAAAGAGAUACCCAUAUAUAUAUAGCGGGGCAGACCGAUUCGCAUUCGAAAUUGUCGGCUUAAAAUACAACAUCAAACCCACGGACUUGUUUCUUGUACAAAUCGCGUCAUAUGCCUAUAGGCUAUAGCAGAGUCAAUCGACUUGACUUAGAUCUCAUUCAGCAUUUGACGAGUCAUCGGGACAUGGCGCUGACAACCCAGUCGAACUUGGCAGAGUAGAUUA
This is a messenger RNA of Pseudovirgaria hyperparasitica, 758 nucleotides long. RefSeq lists its product as uncharacterized. Gene Ontology annotation, molecular function: nucleic acid binding; zinc ion binding; DNA-directed RNA polymerase activity. Gene Ontology annotation, biological process: termination of RNA polymerase III transcription; DNA-templated transcription. The record is from RefSeq and is a predicted model, not a curated record. Bases 122 to 475 code for a protein of 117 amino acids. NCBI's taxonomy places the organism in Eukaryota, Fungi, Ascomycota, Dothideomycetes, Acrospermales, Acrospermaceae. The transcript is spliced from 3 exons. Gene Ontology annotation, cellular component: RNA polymerase III complex.